Messenger RNA from Eleginops maclovinus (Patagonian blennie), 5863 nucleotides. RefSeq names its product ADAM metallopeptidase domain 22 (gene adam22). Gene Ontology annotation, molecular function: metalloendopeptidase activity. The coding region runs from base 160 to 3012 and encodes 950 amino acids. Gene Ontology annotation, cellular component: postsynaptic density membrane. NCBI's taxonomy places the organism in Eukaryota, Metazoa, Chordata, Actinopteri, Perciformes, Eleginopidae. The record is from RefSeq and is a predicted model, not a curated record. Gene Ontology annotation, biological process: proteolysis. The transcript is spliced from 31 exons.
UCAGACUUGUAAGGACCCUGAUGGCCACCAACCAGAGGGACUGCGCUAACCAGACGACCAGCCCCAGCUUCAAGCUCCCCUAGCGAAGGCAGGACUCUGAGAGCCUGCUCCCGGAAUACCGCAUUGUUUUUAUAAUUUCCAGCAAGAGAGAGGAAGGUGAUGGAGCUGAUGAUGCGCCCGCGAUGGUGGAUUUCCCUUUUGUGCGUCUGUGGAUUGAUGCACGUCGGUCACCAGAGCAGACCUAAUGCCCAAAAUGGAGACGCCUUGAAGGCUCUUCGUGAUGCAGGCAGGUUUGUGGGGAAGGAGGACACGGUGCCUCUCCGCCUGCUCUACAGCAGGCACAACCACAGCCAGAUCACAGGAGAUGAGCUCAGCACCAGGGUUAAAGCCAGCUCCGGCUCCAAACAGGUGAACCAUGUGGCCCAAGCAAGCUUUCAAGUGGACGCUUUUGGCCGAAAAUUCCUCUUGGAUGUGGAACUAAACCAUGAUCUGCUUUCUUCGGGGUACGUGGAGAGGCAUUUGUCAGAAAAAGGGAAGACUGUCGUCACCAAUGGAGGAGAGCACUGCUACUAUCAGGGGAAGGUCAGAGACGUUCCUCACUCCUUUGUGGCUGUUUCCACCUGUCAUGGUUUGCAUGGGAUGUUUUUUGACGGCAAUCACACCUACAUGAUUGAACCUGGAGGACAGGGAAGCAGCAAUGGAGAUGUCCGAAUUCACAUGAUAUAUAAAUCUGCAGGGCAUGAGGGAUUUAAUGAUCUCCUCAAUGGUGAUUUUCCAGAGCCGCCUUUUCCCAGCCCCCCAUUUCCCGGAUCAAAAGUUGUUCACAGAAGAAAAAGGAGACAGGCUCCGAGUGUGUCUCACAGUGUAGAAGAUGAGACCAAAUACAUUGAGUUGAUGGUGAUCAAUGACCAUUUAAUGUACAAGAAGCAUCGGCUUUCUGUUGGGCACACGAAUAACUAUGCUAAGUCAGUGGUCAAUAUGGCUGACAUGAUUUUCAAGGAACAGCUCAAUACCCGUAUUGUGCUGGUAGCAAUGGAAACGUGGUCAGCUGACAACAAAUUCAACAUCGACGACGACCCGAUGGUGACGCUGAAGGAGUUUAUGAAGUAUCGAAAAGACUUCAUCAAGGAGAAAUGCGACUCUGUUCACCUCUUCUCAGGGAAUCAUUUCCAUAGCAGCUGGGAGGGGGCUUCCUACAUGGGAGGUGUAUGCUCCCUCACCAAAGGAGGGGGAGUCAAUGAGUAUGGGAAAACAGAUGUGAUGGCCAUAACCCUCGCUCAGUCUCUUGGACAGAACAUUGGCAUCUUCUCUGACAACAAGAGGAUCCUCAAUGGAGAGUGCAAGUGUGAUGAUCUUUGGUUCGGCUGUAUAAUGGACGUUGUUGGCUUCCACCUGCCCAAGAGGUUCUCCAACUGCAACGUGGAGGAGUACUAUAACUUCCUGAACAGCGGGGGAGGAGCCUGCCUGUUCAACAAACCACUGAAGCUGCUGGACCCUCCUAUUUGUGGAAAUGGCUUCGUGGAGCCGGGAGAGGAGUGUGACUGUGGCAGCCCGGCGGAGUGUGCCAUAGAGGGGGAGGCCUGCUGUGACAAGUGCACCCUGACCCAUGGCUCCAAGUGCAGCAACGGACUCUGCUGCAACAGCUGCCAGAUGGAGUUCAUGGGAGUGUCAUGCAGAGAUGCAGUGAACGACUGUGACAUCCCAGAAAACUGCACAGGCAACUCCAGCCAGUGUCCAGCUAAUGUGCACAAGAUGGAUGGCUACACGUGUGAAAAGGACCAGGGUCGCUGCUUCAAUGGAAGAUGCAAAACCAAAGACCGACAGUGCAAGUACAUUUGGGGAGAGAAGGCAACAGCGGCUGAUAAGUUCUGUUACGAGAAGCUGAACAUCGAGGGGACAGAAAAAGGAAACUGUGGGAAGGACAAGGACACCUGGAUCCAGUGUAACAAACAGGAUGUUCAUUGUGGUUAUCUGCUGUGCUCCAACAUCUCCCCUUCCCCGCGACUUGGAGAGCUGCAGGGAGGACUCACCUCCUUCUCAGUGGCGCAGCACAGUGCUUCUCUUGAAUGCAGCGGGGCUCACGUGUUGAUCGACGGAGACACUGACCUGGGAUACGUCGAGGACGGGACGGCCUGUGGGACAGACCGCAUCUGCUUCAAUCACAAAUGUAUCCAAAUUCAGCAAUUCAACUUCAGCACAUGUCCCGGUACCACUGACAAGAUGGUCUGCUCUGGACAUGGGGUGUGCAGCAGUGAUCUGAAGUGUGUGUGUUACCUGGGCUGGGCAGGAGAUGACUGUAACUCCACAUCUCCUCUCAGCUAUCCCGUGGUCGGACCAACCGCCUCAGUUUCUGGUUACACCAGUACCAACAUCAUCAUCGGGGCCAUCACAGGCUCCAUCCUCCUCCUCGCCCUCAUACUGGCUGCUACAGCCUGGGGUUUCAAGAGCUACAAACAGAGACGCUAUGAGGAAUCUGAAGUUCAUCGAAGAUUCUGCCGGCAAAUGCCCCCAGGUGACUAUGUAACAAAGCCUGGGGAUGCAGACUCAUUUUACAGUGACAUGCCUCCGGGGGUCAGCACAAACUCCGGCUGCAGCUCCAAGAAGAGGUCAGCCUGCCUGUCGCAUCAUCAGAUUUGCACCCUGUCCUUCACCCCCUCCAUCCCAUCCAUUUCUCAGAACAUCUCAGUGUUUGGCUUCAGAUCUAAUGGCCUAUCACACUCGUGGAGCGAGAGAAUCCCAGAUGCCAAACACAUCUCUGACAUCUGUGAAAAUGGGCGACCAAGAAGCAACUCAUGGCAAGGAAAUCUGAGUGGGAAUCGCAAGAAACUGAAGGGAAAGAAGUUUCGUGCUCGCUCCAACUCCACUGAGACACUUUCCCCUGCCAAGUCUCCCACUUCCUCUACAGGAUCAAUUGCAUCCAGCAGGAGAUACCCUUACCCCAUGCCCCCCCUCCCCGAUGACCAGAGGAAAGUCAACAGGCAGAGUGCCAGGCUGUGGGAGACAUCAAUAUAACAGCCUUCUCACCCGCUCUGCAAAAGAUCUCAAGGAAUUACUCUUGUUGCUCCUUUUCUAUGAAUGAAAAACACAAAAACAAAAUUGACUCUAAUCUAUUUAAGAGAAAUGGAGAGAAAGCCCCCCACUGGAGUGGAAAUAGGCAAAGGUGUGUGUGAGUGAGUGUGAACAAGCAUCUCCGAGGCUUUCUUGCCAGACGGCGUCAUUCAGUGGGUGACGAUGCGGAUUGCCGGCAGAGAAACCAGCUCCACAUCCACUCCAGAUCAGCUGGAGCUCAGACUGAGCUGUUCCUGACUGCUCAGGCCUCAUUUAUGGGACUGGAAACCCCCCUCCACCCCGAACUCCAACCUUUCGUUAAACAUCCACACAACCUUUUUACAUCCCGUCAUACCCACUUCAACUUCACCGCCCGACUUCCCCCCGUGUUUUGAGCUCCUCUCUAAAAGGAGCCGUGGAGCCAGGGGCACGUCAUCGUAUCACUCUGCAUCUCUGGAUCAUUUUGACGCACGUGAAUCACUGUAGAAACUCCAACACUGUAUGCAUGAGACAACCCUGUUUAUUACAACCUCCUCCUACUGAACAGACGAGAAGACAGAAGUCUGAUCUGAGAGGAAAGCAUGCGAGGGGGCAGUGAUUUUAAUACCUUCUGUAGACUUAGACACUUUCUCUCCACUAUAGAUAACCCAUAUAGCAUCACCAGUUAUAGCCCAUUACCCCAUGACCCAACCACCUGACCCCACCCUGCUCCUCGUGCCCCUCGAUUUGUUUGUGCUGUGUACAUAUGUACAGUGAAAAUACACACAGAGUAUGUUUUUGCUUUUAUUUUGAAAGAGGAAAAGAUCGAGAUGUCUCUUCCUACUGUAUUGUGUUGUAGACAGAAGCGGAAUCUCUGUAAAAAGCGUAAGAUACCCCGCGCUCGCUCUUCUGUCUGUGUUUCUCAUUUUUUUCACUCCUCUAGCUUUGUCUGUGUGAUUGUGGCCUCUAUAGCUUUCUCCAUCCACAGCAGAAUGUAAAUGUGUUUUUUUAUAUUAUCUUAGCACUGGUUUUUAUCCAUCUCUGGGAGGAAUACACAAACAUCCAGUAAUAGCUGAGGAUUCUUUGAGUUCAUUGUGGCACAUUAAGAGUGUUGAUGAUUAUUAUUUAGGAAAAAGUCAAUAGUUUUAUGUGCCAUUCCUUUGUGAAAUGAAUGGGAUGUGUUUGGUGUAGUUAUAGGCGUGCCAAUUUUCACUCAUGGUGGUUUUUGGAAAUUUACCAUUGAUAAUGUUAAGAUGUGUUUAGUUCACUAAAUUCUACAUUUGGAUGUUUUUGAGGCCAGCGUGCUCCCUUUUCUACAAUAGUCAUCACAUGAGUUGGAUCAGAUGAGAUGUGACAAUAACAAGAGUGCCCUGAUUAGGACAAGGAAUCUGGAAACUGUGAUUGAAAUGUGCAUUUUGGAUUUAGCUGUAUUGAUUGAGAUAUUUAGCCUUGUAAAUGAUUAACUAUGCUGUACAGUGCUUGCCAUUUGAGCUUGUGAAGACCGACAGCAUGACAGUUCUAUAAUCAAAUUAAGUUAUUUCUCUGGUAGGCUAUUUGUGAGACCAUCAGGGUAAACAAGCAUGUCACUGAAGGACUUUUUUUCCAUCAUUGCCUUUUUUGCUGUUGUCCAAAUGAGUACUGUACGCAAAGUCGGGACAAUUCAUGGCAGGAAGUCACAGGGUCUAAAGAUGAUUAAGAAGGGAGAACACUGAUUUAAUGCCAGUGCAGCUAUUAAAGUUGGACUUUGAAAAUGUAUCCCAUAUCACUCCCCAAAAAGCAAGUUCUUUGUACAGUACUGAGUCAUUGUUCUACCUUGUGUAGAAAUUGUUGUCUCAAGGCCUCCUGUUCGUCAUUUUACCGUUGUUAGUUUUUGUUCAGGUGUGGGCACUUGUUCAUUUGUAAUUCAUGUAUGCAUUAGGACUGUAUAGGUAAUACGAUCUUCACAAUAUUGGACUAAUAUUGCUACUAGUAUCUUUUUUUAUUAAGUACCUUUGUAAUGUUCACUUUUUUCUCAGCAUUAUGUACAGCAACGAUUCAACAGUAAUUAAGUGCAUUAUUGUAAUUAUGUGUGUUGAUGAGUUUGAGUGGAGAGUUUGUUUUUUUUUUAACACAUUUGUCCUGGGGCAAUAGAAGCGGCAGUUCCUCUGGCAUGUGGCAUAUCUUAUAAGGUUUGGACACACAUAAUGAUGUAAGUGAAGUCUGUACGGGCUCAUGAUUUGCCUUUUACCAGAGCUUUCUUGUCUUUGCUCCGGUCUUCUUUAAGUAUUUGUAAGUGUCCCAGGGCUGCAGAGAGCAUCAUCUCAGAGCUCUUGAGAAACAUUUUUAACAUCAUAAUACUGUGCGAGACAUUUGUCCUGGUGGUAUUUACAUUGCACUGUGCUACACUCUGAGGACUCUCUGCUCAGGAUGGGACCACGCAGGCUGCAGUUGUUGCUGUCAAAUCUCCAAACAUGUAUCUGUCUCUGCCUGCACACAACGGCUGGACUGACAGAUCCUAACAGGACGACUCUGGCAAAACGUCUCCUCAGAUGGAGCCAUCUGUCUCUUUCUGGCCAGAGACUUGAAUGUAUUCAUGCACCACCAAGCCUCAUACAUGUGGUCCCAUCCUGCCCGACACAUCAGCACUCUGCUGGGCUGCAGGAACCUUGAACCCCCGCCCCCACCUGUACUAGUUUAAAUAUAAAUACUGCAGUUGCUGUGUUUUAUUUCCAACCCCUUUUUUCUUUUGCCUGUAUGCUGUACAGACUGAUGAUGCAAAAAUCAAUCCUCAUAUUUUUUUCCUCUUAAUUAUUCAGUAUUGUAAUAUAUUUAAUAUAAAAUAAAACUUUCAUCAACA